Messenger RNA from Phyllotreta striolata, 763 nucleotides. Lineage: Eukaryota; Metazoa; Arthropoda; Insecta; Coleoptera; Chrysomelidae. The record is from the annotation of a GenBank genome assembly.
AGCAGCGUUUUUAAAUUAUUUUAAAAUAUGAGCGGCGUUUUCAUACGAGAAUUAGACAUUGAGCUUAUCAACGAUGAAGCAAAAACAUUGGAAUUGCACCAAAAAAUUGAAGGGGACGUCAGCUGUGUCGUAUGGGAUGCCUCCAUAACGUUGGCCAAGUAUUUAGAAAAUUUAAAUAAAAAACGCCCGGGGUGUCUUCAAAACAUGAACGUAGUUGAACUGGGAGCCGGUGUGGGUUGUGUAGGGAUCACAGCAGCAUGCUUAGGAGCCAAUGUUUUGGUAACAGAUUUGGAUAGAGCUCUACCACUUUUAAUUUUAAAUACAGAAGUCAAUAAAGCCCAGUGGAAAGAUUAUGGAGCUAUCGAGGUUAAAUCAUUGAACUGGGGUGAAGACUUAGAAAUGAAGGAUUUACCAAAUUUGAUUCUAUUAGCUGAUUGCAUUUAUUACAACGAGUCAAUAAAUCCGUUAAUCAAGACCCUAAAAGAGCUAUCGAAUGCGGAUACAGAAAUUAUUGUUUGUCAAGAAAUGAGAGACACUGAAAAGCAAUUAGAAUGUUGGAAGAACUUUACAAAAAUCGCUAAGGAACAUUUCGAAUUUUCCUUUAUACCAAUUGAAGAACAUCAUCCUAUAUAUUGUAGUAGUGAUGUUGUAUUGUUAAGACUCAAAAAAUUGUAAUUUUUCCUUAAAAACAUAAAAAGAAAUAAUUUUGGAGAUGUUAUGGCGGUUGCAAUAAAAUGUAAUACAUUUAUAAACAAUUUUAAUA